GGGCACUAACCGAAGUAGGCGGAAAGGGGUCAGACAAGCCUUGAAGAAGCAAUGCCGGGCAAGCAGUCAGAAGACGGGGUGGUGGAAGCGGCGGCUGUGGAAGAUGGGGGUGACGAAGGCCUGGGGGGCCUCACCGUAGAGGAGCUGGCGCAGGGCCAGGAGACUGCACUGGCCUUGGAGGACAUGAUGGCUCUGAGCGCCCAGACCCUGGUCCGCACUGACGUGGAGGAGUUGUACGAGGAAGUGCGUCCCUUGGGCCAGGGCCGGUUCGGUCGUGUCCUGCUGGUUACUCACCGGCAGAAAGCCAUCAUCAUCACCUUCAUUAUCCAUAGCACCAUUAUCAUACCCUUCACCAUCACCGCCACCGAUACCAUCAGCACUAUCAUCAUAUUAUCACCACCAUCUCAGAGUCACCAUAGGAUUGCCUUCACCAUCAUCACCAUCAUCGUGACCUUCACAAUCAACACCAUCCUCACCGCCAACACACCAUCACCACCGACAUCACUAUACUAUCAAUAG
Messenger RNA from Onychomys torridus (southern grasshopper mouse), 519 nucleotides. RefSeq names its product serine/threonine-protein kinase SBK2-like. NCBI's taxonomy places the organism in Eukaryota, Metazoa, Chordata, Mammalia, Rodentia, Cricetidae. The coding region runs from base 52 to 519 and encodes 155 amino acids. The record is from RefSeq and is a predicted model, not a curated record. The transcript is spliced from 3 exons.